AUGGGGGUUCGCCUCGAGGGCUCAUGGGAGUUCAUGGGGGUUCGCCUCGAGGGCUCAUGGGAGUUCAUGGGGGUUCGCCUCGAGGGCUCAUGGGAGUUCGCCUCGAGGGCUCAUGGGGGCUCAUGGGAGUUCGCCUCGAGGGCUCAUGGGAGUUCGCCUCGAGGGCUCAUGGGAGUUCGCCUCGAGGGCUCAUGGGAAAAGCGCACGUGUUCCUCACUGAAGGACAAGGUUGUCGAGCCGCUGAAGGAGACGCAACACGCCACCUAUGAUCCUGUGGAGCUAUGGAGACUUCAGCACCCCGCAGUAGGCAAGUCUCCCACAGCAGGCAAGUCUCCCGCAGCAGGCAAGUCUCCCGCAGCAGGCAAGUCUCCCACAGCAGGCAAGUCUCCCGCAGCAGGCAAGUCUCCCGCAGCAGGCAAGUCUCCCACAGCAGGCAAGUCUCCCACAGCAGGCAAGUCUCCCGCAGCAGGCAAGUCUCCCACAGCAGGCAAGUCUCCCACAGCAGGCAAGUCUCCCGCAGCAGGCAAGUCUCCCACAGCAGGCAAGUCUCCCGCAGCAGGCAAGUCUCCCGCAGCAGGCAAGUCUCCCACAGCAGGCAAGUCUCCCGCAGCAGGCAAGUCUCCCACAGCAGGCAAGUCUCCCACAGCAGGCAAGUCUCCCGCAGCAGGCAAGUCUCCCACAGCAGGCAAGUCUCCCACAGCAGGCAAGUCUCCCGCAGCAGGCAAGUCUCCCGCAGUAGGCAAGUCUCCCGCAGCAGGCAAGUCUCCCGCAGCAGGCAAGUCUCCCGCAGCAGGCAAGUCUCCCGCAGCAGGCAAGUCUCCCGCAGCAGGCAAGUCUCCCGCAGCAGGCAAGUCUCCCACAGCAGGCAAGUCUCCCGCAGCAGGCAAGUCUCCCGCAGCAGGCAAGUCUCCCGCAGCAGGCAAGUCUCCCGCAGCAGGCAAGUCUCCCACAGCAGGCAAGUCUCCCGCAGCAGGCAAGUCUCCCGCAGCAGGCAAGUCUCCCACAGCAGGCAAGUCUCCCACAGCAGGCAAGUCUCCCGCAGCAGGCAAGUCUCCCACAGCAGGCAAGUCUCCCACAGUAGGCAAGUCUCCCACAGUAGGCAAGUCUCCCGCAGCAGGCAAGUCUCCCGCAGCAGACAGGUCCCUCACCACAAGCUGA
Messenger RNA from Knipowitschia caucasica, 1158 nucleotides. NCBI's taxonomy places the organism in Eukaryota, Metazoa, Chordata, Actinopteri, Gobiiformes, Gobiidae. The record is from the annotation of a GenBank genome assembly.